AUGUCCGACGUACCAUACGAUGUUGCAAGCGAUGUUUCCGACCUGGACCCGGAAUCUGCGGUGCUCGCACCGGUCCAGAAGCGCAUUGAAGCGCAACUUCGACAGCAUCUGGAAGAGGUCAUGCAGCAGAUCUAUGAAGUAAAGAAUGAAUUAUCUAAGGCUCAGAAAGAAAGGGAGCAAUGCGGUGUUGAGCUUUACAAUUCCCAGCAACACCUUGCCAAGUUGCAGGAAACUCUUGAGAAAUGCCAUGAAAAGCACCUCGCAACAAAGCAAAAACACGAGGAAAAGCUUCAAGAACGAGAGGAACUUGCUGCGCAGGCAGACACACUUCGGAAAAACAUUGAGGACCAGCAACGACAAUACGAACGUCAGCAGGCGGAUCUUUUAAAGCUUACUGAAACAUUAGUGAAAGUCCAACAGUUUAAUGAACAACUCAAAAACGAAGUUCAAGUGGAGCGCCGUGCUGCUUUCAAAACAGAGGAAGAUAUAACCAACUUGGAGAAGGAAAAGUUGAAGCAAGACAACCUUAUAGAUUCUUUGGAGAAACGUGUUGUUCUGCUAGAAGAAGAAAUAUCCACGGUUAACUCCCAGGUCGAGAACCAGCAAAGGGAAACCCAGAAGGCUCGGGAAAUAUUAGCUGAAGCUUUGGCAGAAAUGGAGGCAAUUAAUUUUGAAAAAAAACAAUUAGUUCAACAGUGGAAGGGUACGCUCAUUGGGAUGCAACGGCGUCACGAAGCCAUGAAAAAGACAGAAGAGGCACUGCAACAGCAGAAAGAUGAGCUACAAGUGCUCGAGAACGAGAUAAUUGGGACAAGGAAAGACAUUAAAGGCGUUCAAGCAGAGACUGCCAAAUUGGCUGAAUUCAUGUCUCGAGUUGACAACGAAGUUACCGUUCUAGGGAAGCAGAUCGAUGUCCUUGUGGAAAGAAAGGAGAAAGGCGCACGUGAAUACGUGAUGCUGAAGGAUAAUAUUGAACAAACAGAUGCAGAAGCCAAAAAGCUGGAAUACGAGGCAAGAACAUACUCUACCGAAGCUGCCGAUAUCGAGAAGAAGAUGUUGAAGGUUUCUAAGGAGGUGGUCCUGAUGGAAAAUGACAUACUCGAGUCACUUGGUAAGCAGUCCUCACUGAAACAAGAGUGCCACGGUACGUUGAGUGAUAUCGAAAAAAUGAAAGGCUCCAUUAGAUCCAAGGAGCUUCAAGUGGCACAAAUGGAGAACGAACUUGCUCGCAUUCGUGUGGACACACUGCAGGCUCAGUCACAUAAUGAGACCCUGAAAACCACAUUGGGCGAUCUCGAAAAGGAGCUACAAGCUCGUGGCCUGAUGGUCGAACGCAUGCAAAUGGACAUUCACCGUCGACACGACGAGAUCGACAGGAAGCAAAAACAACUAGACCAACUCAACCACCAGUAUGAACAACUUGUCGCUGCUUAUGGCGCCGACAAGGGGGAACACGUAGGGCCCCUGGAGGCCACCAUUAACAGUCUUUCAAAAGCAAUUGCGGAAAAAGUCAAUGAAAAUGAGGCUCUCCAACAGGAAUGGAUAAAACUGCAAACAGAGUUGGUUAACUGUAAAAACAAUUCAAAUGAAGUGAACGAAGCGAUUCUUGAGCUCCAGGCCCAGAGCACUGUACUAACACAAAAAAGGGAUCGACUUCUAGUAAAUAUAUCAAACGAGAAAAAGGACAUUGCAAACCUCGAAAACAAGGCGAAUGCCAUGCACCUAGAGAUGAAACGGGUAAACACUCAACUUUGCAAAAAUUCCGAUGAUCAGAAGAACGUUGCCAACGAAGCGUUUCUUCUCGAGAAUGAUCUCAUUCGUAGACUCCAGGAAAAAAAGCGUGAGGCGAUCGUGCUUGAGCAAAAGGUGGAGGAAGCUAGACAGGCGAAAACCGAACUCCUUGAACAAAUUAUGAAUCAUGAAAGUGAUAUAUUGUUUUGGGAGAGGAAAAUGCAAGUUGCUAAAGAAACUGAGAUGGCGUUAGAUCCUUCGGUUGGUAAAGCAGAAGUAGAGAAAAUGAGAAAAGAGAUUGGGAUCAUGGAACAGCGAGUCAGUCACCUGCAGCGUGAACAGCGGUUUUUAAUUGAAGAAAUGCAGAAGUCAAUUGAUCAUCGGGAGAUCAUCAGGGCAAAAGGCCAGGCGAUCCAAGAGGCUGCCAAAGUGAACAAGCGGGGAGUGACGAGAAUGGAUAUUGAAAAAGAAAGUUCCAGGAUGUUUAAGGAGUUAAAUGAAAAAAGACAAGAGGCGCAGCUAAAAGAGCGUCAGAUCAAGGAACGUCUUGCUUCCAUUGAGAAGACAACGGCCGAGGCAGAAUCUGUUCAGCGGGAAAUAGACACUCUUGACGAACAGAUUUCCGAGCUUCGCUCACAACUUGUUGUCGCUCAAAAGGAACACGACCGUUUAGAGGACGAGCGACGCGCGAAGAACUCGAGUCUCCAGCGCAUUCGUGACGCAGAGAAGGGAACGUACAAGUCCGCUCUAGAGUUAAAGCAUACGGCAGCUGAGGCAUCGAGACUGAACGAAAAACGGAGGGCAUUCGCCGAAAUACUAGGAGAGCUAACCGACAAAUACCCUGAACUUGCGGAUGAUCUUUCUGAUAUAGCAUCAUCUCUGCACUGA
Trypanosoma brucei brucei TREU927 is the source of this 2619-nucleotide messenger RNA. RefSeq lists its product as hypothetical. The record is from RefSeq and is a predicted model, not a curated record. The coding region runs from base 1 to 2619 and encodes 872 amino acids. Gene Ontology annotation, cellular component: cytoplasm. Gene Ontology annotation, biological process: axoneme assembly. The transcript has a single exon. NCBI's taxonomy places the organism in Eukaryota, Euglenozoa, Kinetoplastea, Trypanosomatida, Trypanosomatidae.